This is a messenger RNA of Epinephelus moara (kelp grouper), 1440 nucleotides long. RefSeq names its product Ras association domain family member 11 (gene rassf11). Gene Ontology annotation, biological process: signal transduction. Bases 1 to 1440 code for a protein of 479 amino acids. The transcript is spliced from 2 exons. NCBI's taxonomy places the organism in Eukaryota, Metazoa, Chordata, Actinopteri, Perciformes, Serranidae. The record is from RefSeq and is a predicted model, not a curated record.
AUGGAAGUGAAGGUGACAGUGGACGGUAUCCCGCGCGUGGUUUGUGGUGUUACUGAGGAAACAACAUGCCAAGAUGUGGUCAUAGUGCUGGCUCAAGCCCUAGGUCAACCAGGGCGCUACACACUGCAGGAGAAAUUUAAAGACUUUGAGAGGUGCAUGGCACCCGGCGAAUGCCUUCUGGAGACUCUUGAGAAGUAUGGUGAGCAGGCCAGGGAGGUCCGACUCACACUGCUUCACAACGGACCCUCAGUCUGGGACGAAAUGAGCAGGACAAAAGUUGGCAGAUACCAGCCCUGCCCGCCACUGAGAAGAAAAGACGCAGGCACCAGAAUGCGGAGGGGCAGUGGUCCACUAAGUUUGCAUCGUCAAAGCUUGCCGCCGCUGUCCUGUUUUAGACAAGAGGCUGAGCAGCAAAAACCGGACCUGAAAAGGCCUAAAAGAAAGUCUCUUACACUCAUGGAGGAGGCCUGGGAAUGGCUGGAGAAUCUGGGUAAAGGCAAGGUCUACAGUACUGCAUGUCAUAAGGAAAGCAGUAAGAGGACAGAUAAAAGGUAUCUCACAUCUUUGGGUGUUUGUCUCACUGUUGACGAAGGUAAAUCAGGUCGAAGUAGCAGAGGCAAAGUCAGAGAUCAGAAAGGCUUAAAGUCAGACUUGGAUCAUCAAACAUCCUGCUGCAUGGGAAGUCACACAAAGGGUAAGGAAAGCAAAUGCUUAGAGAAAACUCAAGAGACAAAAUCUGAUGACCUGCACAAUUCAAACCGUGCUGCAACUGAGGAUGAGAAAAACCGUCUAAGAGAAACCAUAAUAUAUCAGCUCAGCUGUUUGCAGGAUUUACAGGCCCAGAUAGCAAACAUAGACCAACAGAUUUUGGAGCUUGAGGAAAAACAGAUGGCCAAAAAAGCUGAGCAGGAAGCCCAGCAGAGAAUGGUUGAAGAGGAGAUGGAGCAGAUCAAGUUCUGGGAGAAUGAAUUAAAGGCUGAGGAAGGUUACGAGAAGGAUUUGCAAUGCCAGUUCCUUGACAUGAAGGCAAAUGCUGCAGGGUGCAAGGCCAAACUGGAGGAGUACAAGCGCAAAAUGCAAGGGCUUGAUUUCUUUGCAACUCACAAUGUUGUUCAUGAGGAUUCAGAGAUAUUUUCAAAAGUUGGUGCAAAUGCUGCCACAGAGAUUUCAGCUGUUUCAACUGAGGACCGAUAUCGGCAACAAUCUGAACAUGAAGGGGAUGUAAAUAUUAACAGGAAGUUCCUGUCCGGAGGGGACUUGAAACCUCCUCAUGCUCUAGUUCCUCCCAACCAGAUAAAGGAGCGACGGCCCACAGGGCCCACAGAGCUGCGGGAGUGGUGGACACGCUGGGCUCAAGCCCAGAGCGCUCCAACACAGACUAAAAAGAAGGUGAUUCACCGCUCUGAGCUCACUAUAUAUCUGGGCAGUACAAAGGUUUAG